GCGUCGUUGCGUGGCGUGGCCUUAGAGCCUGUUUACAUCCGAAAACAUUUUUUGUCGACAUGCCGCGGGUGUAUAUCGGACGGUUGAGUUAUCAUGUCCGAGAAAAGGACAUUCAGAGGUUUUUCAGUGGUUACGGAAAACUUCUCGAAGUCGACCUGAAAAAUGGGUAUGGGUUUGUGGAGUUCGAGGACACCCGAGAUGCAGAUGAUGCCGUGUACGAGCUGAAUGGGAAAGAACUGUGUGGGGAACGAGUGAUGGUUGAACAUGCCAGGGGACCACGCAGGGACAGAGAUGGAUACGGUGGUUAUUACGGAGGCGGAGGGCGCAGUGGUUACAGCAGCCGCAGCCGCUCAGGCAGGGAUAAGUACGGACCCCCUGUUCGUACCGAAUAUCGUCUGAUUGUGGAGAACUUGUCCAGUCGCUGCAGCUGGCAGGACCUGAAGGACUUCAUGCGGCAAGCAGGAGAAGUAACCUAUGCGGACGCCCACAAGGAAAGGACUAACGAGGGGGUCAUCGAGUUCCGCACCCAUUCCGACAUGCGCAGGGCCCUGGAGAAACUGGAUGGCACCGACAUCAACGGCAGGAAGAUCCGCUUGAUUGAAGACAAGCCGCGUCGCCGUCGUUCCUAUUCUGGCAGCCGUUCCAGGUCUCGUAGCCGGCGCCGUUCCCGUAGUAGGAGUCGCCGUAGCAGCCGUUCCCGCAGCCGCUCCCGAUCACACUCAAGGUCCCGUUCCCGAAGGCGUCAUUCCCGCUCCAGGUCUGGGCGUAAGUCUCGCUCCAGGUCUGGACGCAAGUCUCGCUCCAAGUCGGCGUCUCGUAAGUCACGCUCUCGCACUCGGAAAUCUCGAUCUCGCUCCCGCACACGCAAGUCCCGAAGCCGUUCCACCAGCCGCAAGUCCCGCUCUCGCUCCGACGACAGGAAGUCCCGAUCCAAGAGUCGUUCCAAGGUUAAAUCCGAGCGGGAUUCCCGAAGCCGUUCCAAGGAGAAAUCCACCAGCAAAAAAUCCCGGAGCAGGUCUGCUUCACCAAUGGAAAACGGGAAGGAAGAACGGGCAAAGUCUGCCUCUCGCUCUCCCUCCCCCCAGGCCGAAAAAAGCAGGUCCAAGUCUCCAGAUCGGCAUUCCCGCUCUCGCUCCAAAUCCGGCUCUCGCUCUAAAUCUCGCUCCCGUUCCAGAUCUGCUUCUCAAGAUUAGGAUCUCAUUGAGUAUGUCUAGGCUAUCUCAUUUACAGAGGGCCAGUGUGUGUGUGUGAAAGUUAGCUUCUCUAAGAUAAUAUUUCGAUGGGCUAUACUUUCAGCCUUUCAAUACCAGCUAGCAGAGCUUGACGCAAGCUCACAAAUACUUUAAAUCACUCAGUUAUGUGAGCAAGACCUAUGUUCACACUGGUUCUCUGGGAAUGAGAUUUCCUACCUCUCAUGUAUAGUCACAUACCCAGACUAGUCUUGACACCCUGUGUUGUGUGAGUGCUGUUUUAUGGAGUGAAUGGAAAGGGUCCCAGGCGCCUAAAAUUGGGUCAGUUUUAAUUUGGUUGUGUUCUCUAAACUGACUAUGUGAGCUUUGUGAACAGUCUAUUUUGAAUAUUUUAUACAUGGAAAGAACAAGGUAAAACUGAUCAACAACUUACCCCAAUGGUAUGUAAUGUGCAACCACAAAGGGUUUUUUGUUUCUGUUUUUUUUUUUUUUUUUUUGAAAAUAAAUGAAGAUUUUGAAUGUGUCCUCAAUGCCUAGUUCUAGCUGAUGCCUCAGAAUACCAUCCUUACAAUAUGCUUAGUCUUCAAGUGGAAAACAUCAUAUAGGUCUGCAAUUGAUAGAUGCAUUGGUUGUAUGUCCUGUGAUUUCAAAUCCGACCGCGCUUCACUUGUGAAAUUGUGAAUUCAUGCUUAACGAUAAUUUUUACUCAACGUUUUAUUAAAAGUUGUUACCUAAAUAUUUGUAUCACUUUUUGUUCCUCCUUAAACUGAUUUUUGUUUUAAGGACGGUAGGCAAAGUUUGCACCAUCUCUGUUGUCAGCGUUAAGUGAUUAAAUUUUUCCUGAACAA
This is a messenger RNA of Chanos chanos (milkfish), 2038 nucleotides long. RefSeq names its product serine and arginine rich splicing factor 6a (gene srsf6a). Bases 60 to 1193 code for a protein of 377 amino acids. Gene Ontology annotation, cellular component: cytoplasm; nucleus. Gene Ontology annotation, molecular function: mRNA binding. The transcript is spliced from 6 exons. The record is from RefSeq and is a predicted model, not a curated record. NCBI's taxonomy places the organism in Eukaryota, Metazoa, Chordata, Actinopteri, Gonorynchiformes, Chanidae.